CCUCCAAACUGGUUUUAAUCACGGAGAAGCAGGAAGAAGAAGAAAGGGAUGAAGCAGGAAGAAGGAGAAAGCCUAUAACAGGAUUUGCAGAGCUGGAUGAACAGGGAUCAAAGUGACAGUUUGCACAUUGAGGCUCAGGCAGCAGGAGCAGACUUAUACUUCCUUCUUCUCUGAACUGUGAUCCAGCAGAGUCCGUAGAUGAAUAGAAAAAGAAGAUAGCUUACAGUACACAACUUUACUACCUGGAGCUAACUAACAUCAGAGAACUGGGCCAGUCAGAAACUGACAAUGGAGAACAGUGCAACAAACCCAUUUGUGAGGACCAGCAGCAACAAGUGCAUACUGAGGUCAGAGCUGUUGUCACUUCUGAGAACUUACAACUGUUUUCAUGAAGGAAAGAGCUUCCAACUGUGGCAUCACGAGGAGGGAGGAGAUCUUGUGGUGGAAGGCCUUCUGAAUAUCUCAUGGGGUUUGCGACGGCCAAUCAGACUACAGAUGCAUGACGAUAACGAGCGGAUAUGUUUCAGCCCCUCAGAGCCCUGGAGGCAGGAGUCACUAAGAAAAACCAGGCCAGAGAUACUGCCAGUGGAAAGCCCAUACGACCCAGAAGAACUGAAUAACAAUACCAAUAGCAGAAAUGUAAGUGAGGAGGAAACCCCACAACUGAAGAGGACAAGAAGCGAUGCCAGUUUUGUCCAGAUGCGAACAAAGCUCCGAAGCCCAGGAGAAGUGCAGAAACUGAAAAGUAACAGGUUCUCUAUCAAUGGUCACUUCUACAACCACAAGACCUCUGUGUUUACACCAGCCUAUGGAUCAGUCACAAAUGUGCGUGUUACGAGUAAAAUGAAUACAUGUCAAGUCUUGAAGCUGCUGCUACGGAAAUUCAGGGUGGAAAACAGUCCUAAUGAAUUUGCACUUUAUUUGCUUCAUGAAUCAGGGGAGAGAACAAAACUUGGAGAAACAGAGUUUCCACUGAUCUGCAGGAUUUUGCAAGGACCCAGUGAAAGGAUUGCCAAGAUAUUCUUAAUGGAGACUGACCUUGGAGAGGAAAUUUCACAUGAUGUGGCCCAGUAUAUUAAGUUUGAGAUGCCUGUGUUGGACAGUUUUGUUAUGAAACUGAAGGAAGAAGAAGACAGAGAGAUCAUCAAACUGACCGAAAAAUAUACUGCCAUACGCAUGAUGAUGAUGCAGCGCUUGGAGCAAUUAAAUAGUUGUGAGAGUUACGCCUGAACAACACUUCUGUACCACAGAGAGCAGAUGUGGGCUGAAUGACCCGUUACACUACUGCAAUCGGGGACAUUGUAUUUAAAGAGCAGUGCAUGGCUCACUUGCAGUUGCACACUUGUUCGAGCUGAAGUUCUUGUUUUCUCAGGAAAAAAAACACUUGCUUCUUAGCAAAAGGGAGAUUGCCUUGGCUACACACAAAUGCAAAUAGUUCAGUCUCAUACACUCUACUUUUAUCGAAGUAAUGUACAAAAAAAAAAAGGAUAAAAAGUCAGUGAUGCAUUAAUAACAACAAUCUAUCUCUGAAUAAAGAGAACAUCUAGUUUUGAAAGAAAGAUCUCAGCUUUUGCCCAGUCACACCAAUCAGAGACUGUUGUACAGCUUUCUCUAAGCUAGAUCAUGUAGAACUCAAGGCAGUUCCUGAAUGCAAGAAAGUAUCUGAAGCAGCAGCCCUGUAACUACUGACCACCCAUGUCCACUUACUCUUUCACUCAAAUUGUGUCUGUUCCUAUUUGCUAGUUAGGAUGAGUUCUGUAAGUUUUAAUGUCAAGGGAUGAUCCACUGUUAUUCUUUUUACCUCAAGCAGGGAUUGCCUUUUGAUGUGGCAGCAAUUAAAGAACACCAGCGAGACGCCAUAAUAACACAGCAAAAUGCAGUACUUUUAUACUAUGAAGUUGAAAAGGAUGAUUUGAUAUUAAAUACACAAAAAUAGAAAAUAAUAUCUAGGCAUUGCUCCCAUGUGAGUUUUUUUUUAAAAAUGAUAAGUUCAUAAUUUUUACAGGGAUCAUUUUCUUAAGCUGUGUCAAUUUAGUUUGCUAUUUCCAUAAUACACAUUUAAGGACCAGUAACAAUAAAAAAAACAAUUAACCUGACCUUCUAUUUAUUUCUGUCAUGUAAAAAAUGUAUUUGAAGUCCUUGUUUUUAUUGAAGCUUAUUUUCAGCUCUGACCAGUUCAAUAGCUUUUAUAUAUAAUGCCUCUUCAGUGAAAAGUUAGAUAUUUCAUAUUUAAGAGCCACCUUUAGAAAACCCUAUGAAAAAUUGCAGGUAUUUUUCAUAUAAAAAAAGCUUGUGUUCUAGAAAUUAUGUCUAUACAGCCAGACUGCAUACCUUACUUUCUUGUUCAUUGCCUGUGCGGUGCUAAAUGUUGUUACAGGGACCACUGAUAUUUAAAGAAGGGAGAAACAAAUUAAUACAUUGGCUUCACCACUCCUCCAAAACCUGUUAAACAAGCUUGUAUGAUUUUUCUCAUGUACUUCAAAAUAACAAAUUUGGAGAAUCAGAGAAAAUAAAUUGAUGUUGGAGGGAUAAAGGGUAGUCUGCCUAUUCAAACACACACUAAAAAACUGUCAUUGUGAAAGAUAUAA
Messenger RNA from Xenopus laevis (African clawed frog), 2588 nucleotides. RefSeq names its product Ras association domain family member 4 L homeolog (gene rassf4.L). Gene Ontology annotation, biological process: signal transduction. The transcript has 12 exons. The coding region runs from base 289 to 1230 and encodes 313 amino acids. NCBI's taxonomy places the organism in Eukaryota, Metazoa, Chordata, Amphibia, Anura, Pipidae. The record is from RefSeq and is a predicted model, not a curated record.